CUUAAUUCCACAACAAAAAGUGACGCGGCCAUGUUCAUCACUUCAGCAGCGGCCUUUGUUUGGGCAAACCUAAAUCCCACAAACUAUAUCGGUAGCGUUAGUUUCUGCCCUGAACGCGAUAUUCCAGAUCUUGCGGGGAAGGUUGUGCUCGUUACGGGGGGAAAUACUGGUCUCGGGAAAGAAACGAUCCGGCAAAUCAUCAAGCACAAUCCGGAGCAGGUCUUCUUGGCCGCGCGGUCCGAAGAAAAGGCGCAGAACGCAAUAAGGGAGCUUGAGUCUACAGCCCCCAAUAUCAAAAUCACCUGGCUUCCCCUCGACCUCGCCUCUACGAAAUCAAUUCACGAUGCAGCAGAGACUUUCAGAGCACAUGCCUCGCGCCUCGACAUCCUGAUCCUGAACGCAGGCGUCAUGUCCCUUCCACCAGGCGAGACAGAUCUCGGGCACGAGAUCCAGCUAGGGACGAAUCAUACGGGGCACUUUUUGCUCACGAAAUUGCUGUUACCGGUUCUACUCGAGACCGCGCAGAAGCCGGAUUCUGACGUUCGCGUUAUUUCCCUCUCUUCCAUCGGCCAUAACUUAGCUCCAGAUUUUGAGACCAUACUCCACCAAGAUGAGUUGAAAAAGUGCAAUACUAACGCGCGGUAUGGAGCAUCGAAGGCCGCAAAUAUCAUCUUUGCUGCCGAACUGGCCCGUCGUUACCCCUCGCUUACAGCGGUCUCUGUGCACCCGGGCAUUAUCGUGACGGAGCUUUAUGCCGCCACGAGCGCGAGCAACCCGAUCGCUGCCUUAGCAGUCAAGCUUUUGGGAUUGAUCGCGACGAAAGUUGAGCAGGGUGCGUGGAAUCAACUCUGGGCUGCGGUUGGUGCAAAGAAAGGAGAGCUGGUUAAUGGGGCGUACUAUACUCCAGUUGGCAUCGUCAAGCAGAGGAACCGCUAUGUCGUUGACCAGAAGAUGGGGAGAAGGCUCUGGGAGUGGACGGAGACGGAACUGAAGAGGGACCACAAGGAAGGUUUCAUAGAGCGCAUGCUCCAGCCGCAUCCCCAUCACCAGCGUCGCCGCAGCAGCGUUGGAGAAGGAGAGAUAGAAAAGCCUGAUCUUGCUAUUGGACUGGAGCGUCAGAGCAGCACUGAGAGAAACGAGCAAGGCCAGAAUCAAGCUGAAAGCGGCGGCCAGAACGUACUCCGUCCCCAGCGCAGGAACUCGCGGCUGCAGCGCCUCAAAGAGUUUAUGCAUAGCGAGGAGGAGCUGGACGACGCUGGGAAGACGUAUGCGAAGUUGAUGUAA
Molecule: messenger RNA, 1284 nt
Organism: Aspergillus nidulans FGSC A4
Lineage: Eukaryota; Fungi; Ascomycota; Eurotiomycetes; Eurotiales; Aspergillaceae
Exons: 3
Coding region: 31-1284 (417 amino acids)
Source: RefSeq, a predicted model, not a curated record